Molecule: messenger RNA, 726 nt
Organism: Pseudovirgaria hyperparasitica
Lineage: Eukaryota; Fungi; Ascomycota; Dothideomycetes; Acrospermales; Acrospermaceae
Product: ankyrin
Exons: 3
Coding region: 1-726 (241 amino acids)
Biological process (GO): regulation of DNA-templated transcription
Molecular function (GO): DNA-binding transcription factor activity; protein binding
Source: RefSeq, a predicted model, not a curated record
AUGGCUCCAGAAAACAAUCACGGCCAUGAUACUGAAGUCAUUUCCUUGAGGAAUGUCCGCCCGGCAGUCUCGUCUCGCCGCAGACUACAGAAUAGAGAAGCUCAGCGCAGAUAUCGAGAAAAGACUGGAAGGAGAAAUCCGGUAGUGCAGCGUCCACGUACUGAAGCAGAACGUGACAUAACACCAAAUAUUCGGUCUGAACGAGGCUCUAAAGUGCUUGCAAAGACCCGAACUGGGGAUCAACGGACUUACCCCCAGGAGCGGAUACAGGUUCCUUCUGCUGCUUCAACUCCUACUAGUACGCCUGAUCAACAGGUCAGUCCCCCUUACCGGCUCGGCAACGGAGUAGGGCAUUCCGAUCCGCAUUCGACACAUGAUGCAGACACGGAAGGGUCUGAAACACGAGAGCCAACGGAGCCCGUCUUGCACUUGGCCGUCCGCACCGGGAAGACCGCUAUAGUUGGUAUGCUUAUCAGCUAUGACGCAGCGAAAUGGAGCGAUCGUGACAGGAACGGCGCUACGGCAUUACAUAUCGCUACAGAGCUAGGAGACGAACGUAUGGUUGCAUGUCUACUGCAGUUCGGUGCUGAUACCACCGUACGUGAUGAUCGGGGACAGGAUGUUCUUUAUACAGCAGUAUCGGCUGGGCAUACGAGUAUUGUAAAGCUCAUUCUGGAUAGGCGUAGGGCUGGCUACGAUGCUCCAUUUGUGUAUGAGCCUGACUAA